GCCUAUCUUUGUUGCUUCCACCGGGAGCCCACCAUAAGUUCUGGAAGUCAUGCCUCACGAUUCUCCCUUCGGAUAUAAUACAAAGCAUAACCGUGACUUUUACCAUUAGUCAAUUGAUCUAACCUGUACUUGUUUCGACACGCGCCGUGACAAUGCAUUUUUCCUUGCGGUAGGCGUGCGGCCGCAUUGUGUUGGAAGAGCGAACCCAAGCCAAACUUCUGAAGAUGACCUUCUCAUGCAGGCUGCAUGGCUGUGUCCUCGUGCAGGAAGCUCACCCAGGGCGUGUCCCGCAGUGUGCCUCCCUUGCUGAUUUUGUAGUGAUGUCUUCGUACAAUGCAACAUACCCUUCGGAUGGAUAUCGGUAUCGUCGUGUCCUAAAAAUCAAUACCUUAGAUGCCCUCGAUUGUAGUCUUGAGCGCGUGAAGAGCAUGGAUACUAGCCUUCGCGAGCAACUUCGCAAAGUGGACAAUAUAGCCACCAAAGUAAGCCCUCAGGCUCCCUCGAAGGCAUGCGAGCUGCGUCAGGCUUACACAAAAUUGGCAUGGACGUCGAAAGACGUGGCCGGAAAUGCUCGCGUUGCAGUAGACAGUCUCCGUCAACUCAUUGCCAUCUCAACUAAGGACGAUUCUUCUGCUGUCAUCACUGACUUAGGUGAUCUGCUUGAGUCAGUUGAUUUGAAAAGCCAAGAUGUUCAGAAGCUAGUCAAUUCGUCUACUUUUCUAGCCGAAGAGAUCUCGGUGUUGGGCUCUAAUCUCGACGAAGACAUUGAGAAUGUUAUUCUCAGCAAGAAGCAUCAACACGAGGAGGCCACUUCUAGGAAACACACGUUGGAAGAGGCUAAUGCGCCCCAGACAUACUGGUACCAGCCAAACUGGUCUCAAGUUAAGCCAAAGAACGUCCACAAUGUCGGCUUGGGGCACAAAAAGGCAGGCGGGAAUGUCUCCGGAAAGCCUGCAAACCAGCCCGAUCUCCAACAACAAUUGAGUAUUAUCGAGUGUGACAUACAAGACCUGCAAGAGCAGUGGGACGAAGCUGAAGAACUUUCCAGGCGUGUUGACAAUCUGCGCAUUGAUGUUAUUGCUCAAGAAGUCGCAGAACUUGUGCCACAGUGGGAAGUCCUCGCGGGACUGUAUCAUCAGUUGGCUAUCAAGAUCAGAUCUGUUCAGUCAGUUUUGCAGCAGCAGAAUGACAGGACACUGGAGGAUGUCAAACCAGAUUGGGAGCCACUUCUCGAAUGGCUGGAGCGGUGCUCUGGAAUCCUCGAAAGCUUCCAGAAGUCUAUCUGAACUGCCAUGGAGUCUUUUCAUGUCGUCUUUUUUGUUCCCAUCGAUUGCAUAUUGAUGUUUUUGUCUCCUGAUUUAGAGACCACCUCCUAUAUGGCUCACCCGCUCUGCCAUGAGGGUAUGACCUUGCUCCUUCAACUCAACAUUUCCUGAUUAUCCUGUACAAAAAAUUCUCGGAAUUGUCGGGAUCGCUAGAAAACGCUAAUGCGUUGAGUUUAAGAGCGAUAAAAUAUAACCUUACAGAGCACCGGCUUCUGGAAUUAUGUGCAUUAUACAAUAAUGAAAAGGAAGAUUGUACACAGGUAUCAGCCCUAAUGAAAGAGUCCUGUUGUACGCCGAACGAGGUUAUCUUAAAAUGUGAAUCAUCCCCGGAAACAGUAUCCUACCAUGAGUUACAACCCACUAAGCCUCAGAGCCAUCAUAUUACGAACCCAAGGCAUGCUUCCCAGUACC
Molecule: messenger RNA, 1736 nt
Organism: Somion occarium
Lineage: Eukaryota; Fungi; Basidiomycota; Agaricomycetes; Polyporales; Cerrenaceae
Source: the annotation of a GenBank genome assembly